CUGAUACAAAACUAGACUUUUUAUGUUUGCACCUCAAAGGCAAUCACAAUAACUUAAAGCAUAUUAUCUCUCCUGAAAUUGUGGUUUUGUUUUAACCAAAUAGGUUUCUAAUUUUUCAAGAUCACUGAGCUCAAUGGAUUAAAAAUAGUCUGCAGUCCUCUGUCUAAUUCUUAUAGUUGAUGUAAAUUUGAAUACUUACAUGGGAAGGGGGUUUCCUCCUCCAUUUCUAGUUCAGAUAACCUAUUACUUUAGAAAACAAUUUUGCCAGCCUCUGAGAGUCCCAGUACAGGAAAGAGCAAAUCCUGUAUAUCUUUAAGUUAGGCCUCUUUUUCUCAGGUCUCUACUCCACUGGCUGCUGACCUUCUGCUAGACCUCUCCUAUUCCUUUUAUCAUUGAUCGUCUUUGACCCCUGCUGCUGUGUGGCCUAGUUUUCCUUUUUACCUGACAUGAAACAGCAUUUAUCAACAUUAUUCUAUAUCUCUUCCAGAGGAAUAACAAAAAGUGGCUUUACUUCUUACUUUCAAAACAGCUUGAUGGGUUUCUCAGCUGGCUAACCUCGGGCUUUUCAGUUUAUUCCUUUUUAUUUUCGUUUUCACCAACGUGAGAAUCCCCUCCAGUCUCACAUUCUGGCGGGCUUGUGGAUGCCUUAAUUUACAGUCAGAUUUGUUUUUUUCUAUCUAUAGCUAGUUUACAAAUUCCAUCUUUGCAAAGCUUCUGUGUCAGAUAUGAGUCUGGGCUCCCAAGAACUACUGUUUUGGCCUACUCUUUUACAUCAUCACUGCUAAACAGAUUUUUUUUUUUCCUCCAAUAUAUGUAUUUCAACGUUCUCUUCAGCCAUAUUGGGUGGAAAGCGGGGUGGAAGCUAUUUCUAGCAACAGCUCUCAAUUAGUAAUUAUCGGUUUCUGAAAGCUGCAGAGGCGGACAGGGGUCUCCGUUACAAUUUCGGGCGUUGGCGUUGAGCAAACCUUGCCCCAAUGCGACUUUGGUAGUAAUUUAUUCUCCUCAGUCUCUUCAAGUCUAUACGAGGACAAAACACCUACCUUUCUGGAAGGGGCAGUAUGAAGACUAAACAAGCCAACAGAUAUUAAGUAGUCAAGAAAAAGUAGCCCAUUAUAAUUAGUUACUACGACUUUUAUGAUUAUGCCCAGGCCUAACGCCAGGUUUGCCCUAAAAAUCGACAACAGACAGGAGACAAACGCCGCCAUGCGUAGGCCGGCAUCAUACCUCACGCCAAGCCCUUCCACGCAGCCCUCAGUGCGCACGCGCAUUCGCAUCUUCAAGCCCCGCAUGCGUGCGUUGUCAGAGGACUCUCAGGCACACAAGCUAAGGGCGCACGUGCACAAGAGUAUCGCGCAGGCUCUGAAGGCCUAGGAAGGCGAAACGGGCGUCGUGGUCCAAGUCGGCAAUGGCUGAGGCUUCCCGGUGGCAUCUGGGCGGAACUCCGAAACAUAAACUGCGUUACAGAGAGGAUGUAGAAAUUAGAACCACACUUCAGGAAUUGUUACUGUACUCUAUUUUUUUAAUAAACUUAUGUAUAUUGACUUUUGGGAUGGUAAACCCACAUAUGUAUUACUUAAACAAAGUUAUGUCAUCUCUAUUUUUGGACACAUCUGUGGCUGGUGAAGAAAGAACCAACUUUAAGUCUAUUCGCAGCAUAACUGACUUUUGGAAGUUUAUGGAAGGACCCCUUUUGGAUGGUCUGUACUGGGACUCAUGGUACAAUAAUGAGAAUCUGUAUGAUUUAAAGAACAGCAGUCGCAUCUACUAUGAGAACAUACUUUUAGGACUCCCCAGAGUCCGUCAACUAAAAGUCCGCAAUGGCACAUGCAAGGUCCAUUCAUUCUUUCGGUCUUUGAUGGAUGAAUGUUAUGACAAAUACACUUCUAAAAAUGAAGAUAUGGCUGAUUUUGGCCUUAAACAGCAUACUGAAUGGAAGUACUCUUCUCCUCGUACGAACUCCCCUUGGCACUGGGGUUUUGUUGGUGUUUACCAAAAUGGGGGGUAUAUUUUCACUUUAUCAAAAUCAAAAUCUGAAACCCUAAACAAGUUCAUUAACCUCCGAAUGAACAGCUGGAUCACAAGAGGGACUAGAGUUAUUUUUAUUGAUUUUUCAGUAUACAAUGCUAAUGUAAAUCUAUUCUGCAUUAUCAGAUUGGUGGCAGAAUUCCCUGCAACUGGAGGAAUACUUACUUCAUGGCAGUUUUACUCUGUGAAGCUCCUCAGAUACGUUAGCUUCUAUGAUUAUUUUAUUGCUUCCUGUGAAAUCAUAUUUUGUAUUUUUAUUAUUGUCUUCACAAUACAAGAAAUCAAAAAACUGAAAGAAUUUAAAUUUGCCUAUUUCAAAAGUAUUUGGAACUGGCUAGAAUUAUUACUUUUGGUGUUAUGUUUUUCGACUGUUUUCUUCAGCUUAUACUCUAAUAUGCAAAUUUAUCGCAUGAUUGGACGACUGUUAAGAAAUACUGAAAAAUAUUCAGACUUCUAUUUUCUUGCAUACUGGCACAUUUAUUACAACAACAUAAUUGCCAUAACCAUCUUCUUUGCAUGGAUAAAGAUAUUCAAAUUCAUAAGCUUUAAUAAGACAAUGUCUCAGCUGUCAUCAACCUUGUCACGAUGUAUCAAAGACAUAAUAGGAUUUGCUAUCAUGUUUUUUAUAAUAUUCUUUGCUUACGCUCAGUUAGGAUUUCUUGUUUUUGGAUCACAGGUUGACGACUUUUCCACUUUUCAAAAUGCCAUAUUCACGCAAUUUCGUAUCGUUCUUGGAGAUUUUAAUUUUGCUGGCAUUCAGCAAGCCAAUCGUAUCUUGGGACCCAUUUACUUCAUCACUUUCAUCUUUUUCGUGUUCUUUGUCCUGCUGAACAUGUUCUUGGCAAUAAUUAAUGAUACCUAUUCUGAAGUGAAAGCUGACUAUUCAAUAGGCAGAAGGCCAGAUUUUCAACUUGGUAAAAUGAUUAAAAAGAGUUACAACAACGCUCUCGAAAAACUCAAACUAAAAAAACCUGAAACAGAUGAAGACAAGAAACGUAUGGAAAACAAAGAUUUGGCCGAAAAAGCCAGAAGAGAAGGUUUUGAUGAAAAAGAGAUUCAAAGUGCAGAGCAGAUGAAAAAAUGGAAAGAGAGGCUUGAGAAAAAAUAUUAUUCUACAGAAAUUCAAGAUGACUACCAGACUGUCACUCAACAAGAAUUCCGAGACCUCUUUUUAUAUGCUGUGGAGCUGGAGAAAGAAUUACACUAUGUCAGUUUAAAACUAAACCGAGUGAUGAGGAAGGUUUCAGCUCUACAAUACUGAAAAAAAGUGGAGGUGAGAAUCUGUGAUACAAUCAUGGCGCAUUUCUAACAAUUUAUUUCUGAACUGAGUUAGUUCCUAAAUUUGUCCCCAUUUCGGGUACAUUUUAAAAGCACAAAACCAGCCACCAUCAAACUAUCA
Molecule: messenger RNA, 3424 nt
Organism: Bubalus bubalis (water buffalo)
Lineage: Eukaryota; Metazoa; Chordata; Mammalia; Artiodactyla; Bovidae
Gene: PKD2L2
Product: polycystin 2 like 2, transient receptor potential cation channel
Exons: 14
Coding region: 1406-3286 (626 amino acids)
Biological process (GO): detection of mechanical stimulus
Cellular component (GO): membrane
Molecular function (GO): calcium channel activity; calcium ion binding
Source: RefSeq, a predicted model, not a curated record